AUGAAUUAUCAAGCUUCAGGUUCAAUGAGAGAGAUUAAAUUUGAAUUUAAUUUAAAAUAAAAUUUAAAUAAAUUAUAAAUUUAUAUUGGAGGAUCAGGAAUGGUAAUUCAAUAUUUAAUUAUUUUAGAUUAAUGGAUAUUAAGUCGGAAUAUUUAAAGGAAGAUUAUCAAAACUUUUUAUUCAUCAUUUAGAUUUAUAAUUUGAAGAGAUAUUUAAUGAAAGAAUUAGUGAGUUAAGAAUUAAUGAAAUUAAUUAAAAAAUUAGUUUAAUUCCUGAUCUUCUCAAUUUUGAUGGUAUAAUUUAAAAAGAAUUUGAAUUUGAUUAAUUUGGUAGAAAAUUUAGUAUUUUUGGUUGGGCUAAAUAUUAUUUUUAUAAUGCUUAUUCAUUAAAAUAGUAUUUAUUAGUUAGAUUAACAAUUUUUAAAAAUUAUUAAAAUGAAAUUGAUAUUGGUGAUGAAGUAUUAAAAAUUGUAGCAAAUAUUGAUUUAUUAGACAGUUAUAAUUGUGGAUAUGAUAUUACAUCUCAUCAUUAUUCAAUGCCAUAUCCUAAUCGAAUAUAAGCAGAAGCAAUGAAUGAUAAAAUCACAUUAAGAGAAGAUUUACCAUAUUAAAAAUUAUUAGCUAAAUGGCAUUUUAUUUCUUUUGAAUAUGGGAUUAUCGAAAAAAAAUAUAAAACAUAAUUUAUAUUAAGUUAUUUUGAAAAUUAAGAAUUGAUAUCUAAUACUUAUUAUUUAGGAGAUGAAAUAUAUAAAGGAUUAUUUAUAAAUACUAAAUUUUAUGCUAUUUUUGGUGGUGAUUAUACUAUUUAUGAAAAGACUUUAGGAUAAUUAUCAGGAUUUUAUUUCGUUUCAAAUUAUUAAAAUGAUUUAAAUAUUUAAUUUAGUAUAAAUAUACAAUAUUUUUAGCUUGUCAUAAAACUUGUUAAACUUGUAAUGGUCCAUUAAAUACAAAUUGUUAAUCUUGUUAUGAUGAAAGAAUAUUUUUGGACGAUUUACAAUAAUGUGCAUGUCGACUUGGAUAAAUAGAAAAGAAUUAAGGAUGCUACUAAUUUAAUGAUAUAUAUAAAACAAUAAGUUUAGUAGAAAUAAAAGAAGAAUUAAAAAAAUCUUAAUGUCUGUUUGGAUAUUUUUAUAUUCCUAUAAUUUAAUAAUGUAUAAAAUGGUAAUCAUUUUUCUUAAACUAUUUAGUCCAUAAUAGAAUUCAUAUAAUUUAUUUUGUGUAGAUUGUAUAUUAGAUUAAACAGGUUGGUAUAAAAGACCUAUAUGUAAAACUGAUUUUAUAACACAAUAAGUUACAUAAGAUUAAGAUGCAUAUACAUAAUAAAUAAGAUCUACUUAAGAUUAUGAUUUGUAUUACAUAGAUAAUAAUUAUAAUUUAAUAUUAUUAGAUGGUGUUUAUGAUUUUUGUGAUAUUACUUAAAUUUAAUCAGAAAAUUGUUAUGAAUUAGGAGUAUAACAUUUAUAAAAUUUUGUUUUUGGAUUAUGUAAGAAAAAUCUUUAUUAUACAAACAAAAGUUGUAAAUUAUUAGAUAUAUUUUGUAUUAAUGUAAAUUAAAAUGAAUAAAAAUGUCUUGAAUGUUAGAGUGGUUAUUAUGUAUCCGAAGAUUAUAAAUCUUGUUUGAAAUGCCCUAAAUAUUGUUUAAAUUGUUAAAGUUUAACAAUUUGUUUAAAUUGUUAAAUGGGUUUUGGACUAAAAAAUGGUUAAUGUACAAACUGUGGUGAGUUUUGUAAAACUUGUAAAUAUUCAGAGAAAUAUAAAAUAAUGUAAUGUUAAACUUGUCUUGAUAAUUAAUUAUAUUAUUUAUCAUUAAAUGGUUAUGAUUGUAAGAGAAAUAUAAUAGAAAAUUGUAUUUAUGCAUUUGAAACUUCUAAUUCAAAUUACACAAUUAAUUCUUUAGACUAUGAUUUCAAGCCAUAUGAAAAUUAAACAACUACUUAAUGUGGAAGAUGUAAAGAUGGCUAUUAUUUUUUUUUAUUAAAUGAAUAAACAGUUUAACCAAAAGAUCAACCAACAGAUUAUCCAAUAGAUCAACCAAAAGAUUACCCAAUAGAUCAACCAAAAGAUUAUCCAAUAGAUUAACCAAAAGAUUAUCCAAUAGAUUAACCAAUAGAUUAUCCAAAAGAAUAUCCAAAAGAUUAUCCAAUAGAUUAACCAAUAGAUUAACCAAAAGAUCAACCAAUAGAUUAACCAAAAGAUCAACCAAUAGAUUAACCAAAAGAUUAACCAAUAGAUUAACCAAAAGAUCAACCAAUAGAUUAACCAAAAGAUUAACCAAAAGAUCAACCAAAAAAACAAUAAGUAAAAUGUCAUGAAGGAAGAUAUAAUAUAUGCUCAUAGUUUUAUGAAAGACCUGGUGGUGAUAUAUAUACUAAUUAAUAUUGUUUAUUUGGUCCUUAUUAAUAAGAAGAUGUUGUUUAUUCUUUUUCAGAUAAAUGCCCAAAUAUGAAAUUACAUUGUGUACUUUGUGUGAUUGAAUAAUUAUCUACUUAUAUACGAGUAGAUUAAUGUACUAAUGAAGCGCAUCUAGUAUUUGAUAAAGUUUCACAUGUAUGUCUUGUUUGUGAGAAUGGGUAUUAUGCAGAAAAAAAAACAGGUUAAUGUUAAUUAUGUCCAUCAAAUUUAAAUUGUUUGAGUUGCUAUUAAUAAAAUAAAUUUACUAAAGAUAAUUGGAAAAUUGCAAUACGUCCUUAUUAUAGAGCAGUUGUUGAGUCAGAAGUAAAUAUGCAUAAAUUUACUUAAUAUGGACUAAGUUAAGAUGAUUCUGAUUAUGAAAUUCUCUGUAAUGUAUGUAAAUCAGGAUAUGAACUACUUGGAAAUUAAUGUAUAUAAAGCUGUCCUGAAUCAUGUUUAGAAUGUGUUUUAUUGAAUUCUAAAAAUAUUUGUGUAAAAUGUCCUAAAAGUCAAAAUGGAAGAAAUCGUAGUUUAAUAAAUAAUUAAUGUAUUAGUUGUCCAACUAAUUGUAAUUUUUGUAUUUAAAGAGAUGAAAAAGAACUACUAUCAAUCAAUCCACUAUUUAAUAUUAAUUCAGAAUUUCAUCAUUAUUCAUAUCAAUGCAUUUCAGGAUUUAAAGGAGUUUUAGAUUAAGAUUUAGGUAUUUAUAUAGAUUGUGAAAAUGGUACUUGCUUUAAAUAAAUAGAAAUAAAUUUAAAUUUAAUUUGUAAUCUAAAUGAAUAUUAAUAAUAAAUUGAUUAAUUAAAAACAGAACAUGAAAAAACUUAGUUCAGAGAAUCAAAUAUUUUAAGUGAUCAUUUAUUUUCAUCCCAAAGCUUUUUUUAAGUAAUAUUUCAAUCUCUAAUUAUAGUUUGAGACAAACCAAUUUUAUACUUUUGCUAAUUAAUAAUCAAUCAAAAAAAUCUUAAUAAAGAUUUUUGGUCAAAAAAAUUAAAGAUGCUUAGUAAAUGAUUAAUUAAAAAUUUAACAGAACUUUAGUACAAAUAUUUUUUCAACUAUGUAAUUAAAUAAUUUUAUAAAUUAGAAAUGUAGAACUCGAAAUUUAUGGUAAUAAUAUUACAUCUUUUUAAUUUUAAAAAUAACUAUUUUUUUCCAAUUUUAGAAAAAUACAUAUUGAAGGAGUUUAACUUGAAGUAGAGUACUUUAGUUUUGGUCCAAAUUUACUAAAGUUUUCAAGUGUUUUUGAAUAAACUAUUGAAUUAGUUGAUGUAGUUUAUUAAUAAAACUUUAAUUUAACUACUUUCUAUACCAUUAUGGAAAAUGCAAAAAAUGUCUUUAUAAAGAACUUUUUGGUAAAAAAUUGCACGAGAAAAUAUCCUAUUGAUGCUUUUAUUAAGAUAUAAUAAAUUAAUACUAUGCAGACAAUCAAGAUAUAAAAUUUAAAAAUAAUUAAUAGUUCAUUUUCAAAUGUAAAAUUAUUUUGGUUUGACCUCAAGUUAAAUGAUUAGGUUGAAAUUUAAAAUGUAAAUAUUGAAUCAACUAAUUUUGAUUUAGCAUUUAUAUAUUAAACAAAUGGCUUAUUAAAAAUUAAUUAAAUAAAUAUUUAUUCAUGUUAAAUAUACUCUUUAAAUGGAUUAUUUGAAAUUAAUACCUUGCAAGAUUUUGAAUUAUUCUCAUUAAAUUUUUUAAAAAAUUAAGUUUAUAGAGGCAGCAUAAUAAGUGUCAAUUAAUAAAUUAAAAUGAUAAAAUUAAACUUUGUUGAAAAUUAUCUCUACAACAAUUCAUUAAUUAUAUAAAAUGAAAAAUCUAACAUUGAAUAUAUUUUAAUGUAGGAGAUUAAAUUUGAAUUAAAUUAAUAUAACUAAAAUGCUAGCUUCAUUAAAAUCACUCCCCACAUAUUUUCUAAUAAAUAAAUGAUUAUAAAUUAAUUAUCGAUGAUAGAUAACAAAUUAUUAUCAUUACCUGUAUAAUCAACAUUUUCUCUUUUAAAUGAAGCUUUAAUUUAUUUAGAAAUAAAUACUAUAAAAAUAGAACAAUUAAUAAUUCAAAAAGCAUAUGGGAUACAUGAUUUAUUAAUUAUUAAUGCUAAUGAAUUAAAAUUAAAUUAAAUAAGAAUAUAACAACAUAAUAAUUAAAUAUCUAAAAGGCUUUUUUAAAAUUUGGAUUGCUUUUAGAAAUUUCUUGUUAAUCAUUAUGAUAGUCUUUAUAUGAAAAUCAUAGAUGUUCCUAUGAUUGAUAUAAAAUAUUUAGUCAUUUAAAAAGCCUAAUCAAUUAAUAACCCUAUAAUUGAAAUAAAAAGUUCAAUUCUUAAAUCUUAAAUAAAGAAACUUAUUUUUAUGUCUGAUAUGCAAUUCUAUGAAAAUUUACUUUUGACUACUAAUAAAUUUAAGUUAAAUUCAAUAAUGAAAAUAUUAUCUGAAGAAGAUUAUCAAAUAGAAAUCAAAAAUUCAUAAUUUGAAAGAAAUUUGAUGCAUUAAUAUAUAUACAUAGAUCAAAUCAAUUCUGGAUCAAUUUUCUUUUUUGAUUGUAAGGAUUGUACAAUUCUAUUAGAUAAUUUAAAAAUUAAAGGAAAUAUUGUUACAAACUCUUCUAAUAGCAUUAUUUACAUACAAACAAAAAGUAUAGAAAUAAAAAAUUGCACUUUUAUUUAAAAUAGUUUAUUUGAUUAUUCCCUUUUAUAACCAUAUUUAUAUUGGGGGUUUGAGAACGAUUAAAAUAUUUUUAUAGAAUAAAUAAUUGAAAAAUUCCCAAUAAAAGUUAAAACAGGAAAUGGCAAAAUAAUAUGUCAAUAAUUAAUGAUGAAAAAUAUCUUUAUUUAUAAUUCAACCAGUUCAGGAUUUUAAAUUUAUUUAGAAAAAGAUUCUUCUCUAUUAAUAUAGGAUGUAAUCAUAAAAUUUAUUAGUGCAUUAUUUAUAAGUGAAGAUGAAAAUGGUGGAGCAUUCUUGAUUGAUACUUCUAUUUCUGUUUCUACAAAAAUAUAAUUUUUAAAUAUAAUAGCAACUAAUAUUAUAAACAGAAAUAAAGGUGGAUUUAUUUAUCUGUAAAAUCCUUUAGAGAGCACAACUAUUUAACUAGAAAAUCUAAUAAUUAAUGAUGUGUAUUCUUUAAAAGGAUCUUUAAUUUAUGUUGAAUUUUCAUCUUAUACUAAUUCUAAAUAAUAACUUAUUUUGGAAAACUUGGAAAUUAAAAAUACCUAUUAAGGUUAUUUAAGUUUUAUAAGUAAUUUUAAUUAAACAAAUUAAUAAUUAUUAUCUGAAUUAAAACUUGAGAGAAGCCUCAUAGAAAUUACUUAUUCAAAAUUAAUAAGUAUAAAGAAUUUACGUGUUAUUUCAUUAUUAUAUGAGGCUUUUGCUAUUUUUUAAUAGACAUUAAAAUUAGAAAUCCUAAAUUGCAAAAUUUUAAAUUCUACAUUACAAAAUUCCCUUCUUGAAUUAAAUUAAAUGUAAGAAAAUUCUCUUAUAAAAAUUGUGGGUUUUUAAGUUUCUAAUAUAGAAUUAUUUGAUCAAAUAUUUAGUGGAGAUAAAUGUACCUCCAUUUAAAAAAAUGAUUAAGAGCUACAAUAAAAAUGCUCAGAUAAUUUAAGUCUUUAAGAUUCCCCUAAAAUGUUAAUAUCUAAGUUUGUUAAAGAUCAUUUAUUAAAUGGUUAUUGUAUUAUUAAUAAAAUGAAUAUUCAAAAGCAAUCAAUAACAGGGCUUAUCAAUAUUAAUCCAUACUCAACAUAGAUAUAAAUUUCAGAAUUAAAUAUAAAAAAUAUCAAUUGUAAAAUAUGUAAAUAAGGGUUACUUGACAUAAACAUAUAAGAUUAAUCAACUAGAAUAACAAUGAAUUCAAUUAUAUUCUUUAAUAAUUAAUGUGGCUCAACAAGUUGUUUGAAUAUUAAGAAAUCUAUUCAAGCAUCUAGAAUUUUGUAAUCAUUAAUUUAACAUAUUAAUGAAAAAAAUUAUGAAUUUAAAUUACUAAAAUAUAAAUGUAUUGGAAAUUAUGCUUAUCAAGGUACUUGUCUUUAAAUAUAAGAUAUAACAACAAUAAUUGAAGAUUCUAUAUUGUAAAAUAAUAGUGCUGAAUCAUAGGGGGGAUCAAUAUAUGUGAUAGGUAAUUCAAGUUUUUUUGUAUUAAAUACUGUCAUUAAAUUUAAUAAAGCUGAAUAUGGUGGGGGAGUAUUUCUAAAAGAUUAAAUAAUUUAAAAUUUAAAUUAAUAAGGAACACUAAUAAAUGAUAAUAAAGGAACUCUUUUCGGUGAUGAUUAUGCUUAACUUCCAUCUUAAUUAUCAAUUUCAAUUGAUUUAGAACAUAUAUUGCCAAAAAUAAAAAUAUUAGAGAAAGAAAAUAUUUUGAUAGAAUAAAUUCAGAUUCCAAAAUAUUAACUGUUUUAUAAUACUUAUUCUGGUUCAUUAUAUGUUCCGAAUGGAUAGAUUAUGUCAGAAUAUUAAUAUUUUGAUAUAUAGAAAUAGUAAUAUAUUGAAUAUAAUCUUCAUUUGAGAUUAUUUGCCUUAGAUUAAUAAAACAAUGUUUAAGAAAAAUUAGAUGGUAGUAAAUGUACAAUAAGUGGUAGGAUACUUAUUGAUAAUGAUGAUUCAGAUUUUAGAUAAGAUUUUAUGAGUCCUUAUUAAGCCAUAUUCAAUUAAACUGAUUAUAGUUUUGAUAAUACGACCUUUUAUUUAGAUAAUUAACAGAAUAAUAUCACAUUAUAAUUAUAAUUUCAUUGUGAUUCUAUAUUCACGCCUAUAUAUGGAAAAAAUAAAGAAAUUUUUGGAUAUCACAAUAAUUAUUUCUUAAGAAUGAAUAUAAAAUCAUUGCCUUGUUAACUAGGAGAAAUAAUUUAUGAUGGUAUUUGUUUACCUUGUAAUGCUACAUAAGGUUUAUAUUCAUUAGUUAUUAAUUCAAAUAACUGCUCUUAAAAAGAUGAUAUUUCAACUAGUGAAAUUAAAUCAGCAUAAAUAAAACUUAAAUCCGGAUUUUGGAGACCUUAUUUUGAUACUAAUUCUAUAAGUUAAUGUAUCAAUUUACUAAGUAAUUGCAAUGGUGGAUGGAUUGAAGGAGAUAUAUCUUGCUACACAGGCCAUAUUGGAGCACUAUGUGAAGAAUGCGAUAUUUAUAAUUCAAGAGGAUAGGGACAUUUUUCAAUAAGUUCAAAAUAUUCUUGUGGCCUUUGUAUUAACAAUAAUUAAAAUCUUAUUGCUAUUAUUGCAAUCAGUUUAUGGUAAAUGAUUAUUUUUAUUUAUUUAGGACUUUUAUUUCUAUAUUAAUAUCUGUAAGGAGUAAUGUAUCAUUAAAUGAAUAAAUGGUACUUAAAAAAGUAAUUUCAAGACUAAUUUUAUCUAAAAUAGAAUAUCAUUCUAAUUUUGGUAUCUUGAUUAAAAUGAUUACUCAUCAUUUGCAAAUUGUAUCUGUUAUUUUUACUUUUAAAAUUUCAAAUAUAAUUGGUAUUGGCGAAAUUUUUGUUGCUAUUGCCAAUCCAAUUUAAACUAUUACUCAUUCUCUUGAUUGUUUCCUAAAAGAUUUAUUCGAUUUUCAAAUACAUUAUUCUACUAUUGUUUGGUAAUUUAUUAUGCCAUUCAUAUAUAUUGGUUUAUUUUUCUUAUGUUAUUGGAUUGUAUUGAAAAUAUAUGAUGCUCAUUAUCGUUUAGCUGCAAUAACUACAACAUUAAUAUAUAUGUACAUUUACCUCUAACCAUCCUUGGUAGGUGGAUUGAUUAGUUUAAUAUCAUAUAGAUCAAUUUCUGGAUUUAAUUGGAUAUAAGCUAAUGUUGCCUAUAGAUAUGAUACUCUAACUCAUUAAUUAUGGUUAUUAAGAUUUAUAUUACCACUUCUUAUUGUAAUUGCUGUUAUUAUACCAUUCUAUUUCUUUAUUUCUUUGUACUUAAAUUAAUAAAUAUUACAUGAAAAAAGUACAAGAUAAAAAUGGGGAUAUUUAUAUAAUGAAUAUAAAUUAGAAGCUUAUUAUUGGGAAAUAACUAAAAUACUUUUCAAAGAAUUAAUGAUUAUCUUCCUUUCUUAUUAUGAUGAAAAUAUUGUUAAAAAAGGAAUUCUUUUGUUAUCAUUAGUUUAUAUAUAUUGGUAAUUAAGUUAAAAAUAGAAACCUUAUUAAUCAUUUAUAUUAAAUAAAUUAGAUGCAUAUUCAGCAAAUAUAUGUGGAAUAUCAAUUGCAGUUGGAAUUGGAAUAUUUAUUGAUUAAAAUAGUUAAGCUAUGGAAAUCUAAAUUCCUUAUUUCAUUAUUCUCCUUGUUCUUAAUUUACAGUAUUUAUCAAGAAUUUUCUAAGAAUUGGUAUCUUCUUUUAUUGAAGAAAAUACUUUAUUAUUUGACAAAAUUAAAGAUAAAAUUAUUACAAAUUACCCUUGGGUUUUAAAGUAUUAAAUAUUUAAAAAAUUGUUGAAAAAUAGAAAUAUCUAAAAAAAUAGAAUUUCCCUAAGAUUUCUUAAGUUAAAAAAAUACCUGAUUGGCUAAGCAAAAUAUCUGUUAAUAUGUAGGAGAAAUUAUGGUGUUAAAAUUAAAUCUAUAUCAUAUACAAAAAAUUAGAAUUCUCUAAUUUGA
Messenger RNA from Paramecium sonneborni, 8922 nucleotides. The record is from the annotation of a GenBank genome assembly. NCBI's taxonomy places the organism in Eukaryota, Ciliophora, Oligohymenophorea, Peniculida, Parameciidae.